AUGACUACUGCUAUUCUAGCAAGUGAUGAUUUUCAAACGAACACAGACGAUAAAAAUCUUGAAAUAUUUUGUCUUAUAUGGCUUGAUGAGAAUGUGAACGUUGAAGUUACUCCAGAUACAGAAAAAAAAUUACGUUCUAUUAUCAAUCAUUUGAGGAAAUUUCAAGAUGUAAAACAAUGUCAACAAUAUAUUGAACAAAGAUCAAAAAAUGAUCGAUUAAUACUUAUUAUUAGUGGUCAAUUAGGACGAGAAAUAGUACCAUCCAUUCACAGUCUUCGACAAGUUAUCUCAAUCUAUGUUUAUUGCAUGGAUAAAAAGAGUAAUGAACAAUGGCCUUGUAAAUUUCCAAAAGUGAAAAAUGUUGUCGUUGAACUUGAUGAACUUAUCUCUCAAAUUAGAGCGGAUCAUAAAAUUCAAAAAAAGGUAAAAGAACCAUUACCAAUCAAUUUUUUCACCAAGAAAAAUGUUGGUGAAGACAAAUCAAUAUCAAUAUUAAAUGGUGAAUUUAUUUUUCAUGAAGUUCUUAUCCAUUGUCUUUUACGACUAAAAUACACUGAAACAGAUAAAGCUGAACUUGUUAAACUUUGUAGAAUUGAAUAUGAAGGUAAUCAUAGUGAACUAAAUAAUCUUUAUGAAUUCGAGGAAAAAUAUUCAUCUAAUAAUGUGCUAUCCUGGUAUACAAGAGAAUCAUUCUUUUACAAAACUCUUAAUGCAGCAUUACGUACUCAAAAUAUUCAUAUGAUUUUUUUAUUUCGUAAGUUCAUAUCAGAUAUACAGCAUCAGUUACAGUAUGGCCAAGUCAAAAGUCCUUUACGGGUUUAUCGAAGUCAAAUGAUGUCAAACGAUGAAUUAGAUAUUCUGCAACGACACAUUGGACAAUUCAUUUCCAUACGUUCAUUUUUUUCCACCAGUACAGAUCGUAAAACAGCUCUCUUUUUCUUGGGUAAUACAAACUCACUGAUUAAUUUGGAAUUGAAGGGAGUAUUGUUCGAGAUCGAUGUCGAUCCUCAAAUGGUUACUAUAAAACCAUUUGCUGAUAUCAGUAAAGACAGUCAUUUUAUUAAUGAAUUAGAAGUACUUUUUAUGAUUGGUUCGAUUUUUCGUCUUCAAAGUAUUAAUUGUAGUGAUGAUCAUGUUUGGAUCAUUGAAAUGAGUUUGUGUAGUGAUGAUGAGAAUGAUUUAAAAGAAGUUCUUUUGCAUAUGAAACAACAAAUUGAAAAUGAAGAAACAGAUCUUCGAACACUAGCAAAAGUAUUGUGGAAAAUGGGAAGAUUCGAUUUAGCUGAAAAAUAUUCUAAACGUUUAUUAAAUGAACUUUCACCGAAUGACCCUUUAAUUUGGAACUUAUAUGAAGACCUUGGUGAACUUGCUUCACAUACACGUGACUAUGAUAUGAGCGUCCAAUGGAAACAGAAAGCACUUGAAUUCAAAAUUCAAAAUAAAUCAACUGGUGAGUUCAUUAAAAGAACUUCGAUCAUUUUUAAACGAGAGUUCCAUGCAAGAAUGAGCGAGUUUCUUGCGUAA
Messenger RNA from Rotaria sp. Silwood2, 1524 nucleotides. Lineage: Eukaryota; Metazoa; Rotifera; Eurotatoria; Philodinida; Philodinidae. The record is from the annotation of a GenBank genome assembly.